AGCCGCGAGCCCGCGCCUGAGCCAUGUCCGCGUCGGCAGGCGGCGGCCACCAGCCCAGCCAGAGCCGCGCCAUCCCCACGCGCACCGUGGCCAUCAGCGACGCCGCGCAGCUACCUCAGGACUACUGCACCACUCCCGGCGGGACGCUGUUCUCCACCACGCCGGGAGGAACACGAAUCAUUUAUGACCGAAAGUUUCUGUUGGAUCGUCGCAAUUCUCCCAUGGCACAGACCCCACCUUGCCAUCUGCCCAAUAUCCCUGGAGUCACCAGCCCUGGCACCUUAAUUGAAGACUCCAAAGUAGAAGUGAACAACUUGAACAACCUGAACAAUCACGACAGGAAACAUGCAGUUGGGGAUGAGGCCCAGUUUGAAAUGGACAUCUGACUGCCACACAGUCAAAGGAGGCUUCAGCGCAGCAACCCAUGUGACCUGACUGGGCCAGUAGGAUUGCAGUGAACCGAGAAGCCAGCAGUUCCCCCUCCCCUCCCUCUGGGUGCCAAAUGAUGGGAGAUAAGCUCCAUUGACCACAACUUCCCCUGUCCCCUGCCCCUGCCCCAUUAAGGUUAGGAUGAAAGCCCUUGGAUUCCUCUGUGGAACUGAGCAGUUGGUCCUUGGAGGAAAGCAGUCCCUGUAACUUGCCUGUUCAUUUCCUAAGAAUCUUCUGCCCCCUUCUGAUUUGCCCCAAGUCCAGGAACUCUCUAAGAAGAAGCACCUCUGCUUGGGGUGACUGGGGAGGGAAGGAGGUUUGGUGCCCAUUGCUGUUCCUGUACUCUCUUCUGUCUUCCUCCUUGCAUCCCAUUGGCGAGUCAGUGCUGGAUGUGGGAUCUUUAAACCAUUCUGAAGAAUGAUAAACAAGCUCACUUGCCCUAUACUGGAGAUGUUUGUCCUCGGUACUGGAGCACAGCUCUUGUACCUCCUGUAGCUCCAAUUGCAUUCCUGGGACACAUGGCAUGAGCUCCCUUUUCUCUGGGGAGAAGGCUUCUGUCCUGGGUGUGAUGGCUUAUCUCCCCAUUCCCUUAUCUAAUUCAUUGGCACAGGUAUUUUUUAAACCUUCCUUCUGAAGAGACCCUUGGGUGACCAGGUGGUCUUUGCUUGUCUGCUGUUCUUCCUACCUGCAUCUUGCAGGCAGAAUCCUCUUCACUCCAAGAUGCCCUGGGGCUUCUGUCUGCUCCCAGAGCAGUCAUUUGAAGUGCCAGUGCUUUGGUCUCCACCUGGUGGGCACAGCUGGUCCCAGCUGUCUGCCUGAGAAUGCCUAACUCUGGCCUCUGUAGAGGACUGAGCCACACAAGUAGCCAUCCCUAGUAGUCAUAGUUUAAACCUGAUAGACCUUAGCAGGUUUGCUGCCCUACAGUUUAUUAUAUCUUAAAUUUAAAGUUGACGUCCCUAUUCCCCUCCUCUGAAUCUGCUUUAUCCUUGGCUGCCGAGAGAGAAGCAUGGGCUGAAAGAGUGCGUUCCUCCCAGUUUCCUUCUCCUCCUCAUUUGCAGACCAUCCUUGCUUCCCUUCUUUCUCUCCUUUUCAAACCUCACUCUCUUUCCUUCUGGUUCUUCCACCAGGCCAUUUUCUAAAUCUACAUCAAAGAUACCUCCCAUGUUGGUAUCUGAUAAUAUCUGUCUCUUCUCUUAUCAGAAGAGAGACUUUUUAUUUUUAAGAUGACUACAGACCUAUUUUUAGAUAAGUUUUCAGUACGAUUUUGAACUGCAACUUUUUUAACAAAACAUCUUCCAAUGUUAGGAAGGUUAUAAAAAAAUGUUCCUAGGCAAGUCUACUGUCUUCACUGUCAUGUGUUCUGAGCGCUUUCCUGUGCUCUCAAGUUUGGAGGGGUAUUUGGAGUAUAGAAUGGGUGGUUUGUGAAACUGGACCAGUCUACCUUGCUAUGAGUUGUUGGCGAAAACUUCUUUUCCUUUACCUUUUUGCUCUCUUGCUCCUCCCCGCCCCACUCUCCCGGUACUGUGGACCGACAGGGAGAUCCCGGGAGAGAGGCCCCCAUAGACAGGCUGAUGCAUCCGUCCUCCUCCAGGAAGACAGUGCAGCAGCCACUGGUGUCCUGGGAGUUUCUGGUUCUAUUGGAUGCCUGUCUAAGCCCUCUUAGUGAGAUUUCAGAUCCCCAUUGGCUGGGAAAGAAAGCUGUUGGUUUUUCCUUUGCACCAUGGAAAGACCCUGUUUUGUGAAGACUUUAGGAAAAAGGAAGGACAUCUGCAGAACUUGUUCUGUUUCCUGCCACACAAUGUGAAUAGCUUGUACUGCAGCCCUCUGUGACGGUCGCUGUCUCAGGAAUAAGCUGGGUCUCUCCAAUGUUUGGGGAUUCUUGGAGUCUCCAAGUUGAUAAUCAGAAGAGUUUUAUUUCUUUGUUAAAUGUAUCUGUUAUGUUUUUAAUUAAACUCCAAGUUUUAUUUCAUGGAGUCUUGGGAAAACUUAAGUUGUGCUGCCAUUGGCAUAAGCAGCUUGCUCAGGACCUCUGUACUCUGAAGCUUCAUUCUUCGGGAGCAAGGCUCAUGGUUCUUCACACUGGUGUUGGCACCCUGUGGACUCUGCAGUGAGGACGCGUGAGUGUGCAGAAGAAUAUACGCUUCCUCAUUGAACGCUGUCUGGAGCAGAGUGGCUUCCUGGACCCACCACUGGGAAGGGAGACAUGGCAGCUGAAUAGGAUAGAGAAACUUUCCUUUUUCUUGCCAUCUUGGAGAGUCUGCAUGUGCGCCCCUCCUCAAUCAGAAGACAUGUCUAGUAUUCCUUGGAGUGUCACCUGCGUGGUGCAGGAGUCUUUUAGCCUUAUGUCCUCUGCCAGGACCCCUCACUGCUUGGUGCAGGCCUUAUAUGAAGGCCACUGUUUUUUGACCUCCAUACACGAGCAUCGUAAGAUAAUUGCACAAGACAGGACAUAAGCUUCCAGCAGAUGGCAUUUUUGUGCCAUGCCUCAUGAGCCAUUUUCUAGUAAGCAGGGUCCAGUGAGGGUUCACCUCUGGGUGGUCAAAAGGCCUCACAGCUGGAGCCUUAAAUGGAGGGUCUACGGUCCUAAUCUGCCAGCCUCCCUCCUGAAGAAAACAGUUAUUUAAACCUUAGUAGCCAUCCACACUGUUGCUAUGAAGGAUGUGUUUCUGCACUUGGGACAAUCAACCUACAUGAGGAAGAAGCUCCAGCCCUGGCAGGAGACACCAGCAGUGCCCUUCCCCCUGAGUCCCCAGCCCUCGUGUUCUGCUGAAACAGACGCUUCCUUGCCUCCUCCAGGGCACUGGAGUGGAAAAGCUGACUUCUAGAUAGUAAGUUAUCUACUGCUGUGUAACAAAUUACCUGUCAGCCGAGUAUCUCACAAUAGUAAACACUACCUGUUGGUGUCUCAAAUAGGAUUAGGGGCUGCUCAGCAUGGAGCUUUAGCGUGAGGUCUCAUGAAGGUGCAUGUAGUCUGUGGGUGGGGGCUGCUCUCAUCUGGAGCUGGCGAAUCCCACUUCCAUACUUUGUUUUUGUGGUUGUCAGCAGGGUGCCUUCCUCAUUCCAUAUGAGUCUCUGUUAGGUAUCAUGCCAUAGCACCUAGCUUCCUCCUGAGUGACUGAUCCUAGAAAGGAGGUGGGUAAGAAGAAAGUUGCAGUGCCUUUAUACCACCAUGUCCCUAACAGGAGGAAAGCAGUCCUCAGGGAAGUGGGGAUAGCCACAGCCAUAAACUGGGUGCACAUUGCUAUCAAAACAGCCCUCUAAAGUGGGACCAAAUUGUCUUAAGAGAAGCAAGAAAUGAAGAUUCCCAGAUCCGUUGCACACCCCCCCCCCCAUCUGCCUGUUUUCUCAAGAACACUUGCUUUUAUGAGAUUUUGAGGUGGCCUCUUCAAGCAUCAUUUACCCCUUCUGUCUUCCUUUAGCCCAAAGUUGACAAAAGGAAUUGGGGGCCUUUCUGUGCAGCCAUACAAACUUUCUUAACUGGAGUGGUGUUUAUCUGGCACCUCUGGUCAAAGGACAUUAGAUGUGUCAGGUUCAUGAGUUACAGAGCAGAAAGCAGUUCAAGUUCCUGGUGAUGAUAUUGAAGUCAGGUGCUACCUGCAUGCAUUGGUCAAGGUGUCUGACCCAGGGACACCUGGAAAUGGAGGUGUCUGUCUGUGCUUGAUUGCUCUGAUCAGUGCAGCAUGCAAAGCAGCAGUCUUGUUUUCCCCUGCAGGGGAAGCUUCAGAGGUGGCUUACCAGUGCCUCGAACCUCAUGGGAUGUCUUCUUAUCCCUGCCAUCCAUUCUCCCCAUCUUUAGAUAGAGGCUCUUGUUUGAUUGGUGCUCUGUCUUACUAGCCUUUUUUUUUUUUCUUUUUUGGUAGCCAUGCUUGCUUUAGAAUGUAUUUCGGGCUCUCGUGGUGGGUUUCCUUCUAGGGGUGAGGGAUGGGAAGCUCUUGUUCCUGUCUCCUUGGGCCUCUCAUCUGUUGUGUUCCACUGAAAGUCCAUCCAGCCUGCUUGUAUAAACUGCCACUGUGAGUUAGGGCACUAGUGUACCAGGCAUGUAUCAGGUAGGGAGCCUCCUUCCCACCUCCAUCAUGGGUGCUGGCUGCUGGAGGGGUGUGUGGUAUAACCCUUUUUAUUCCCUCUAGAGGAAAGGCACUACUGUCUUCACGUAGUUCUUUGGUGUGUUUUCUGGACUCCAUGCCCACGGCAGCUAUUUAUUAAUCUGCGAAAACCCAAUCACUGACCCAUCCUUACCAUGGAAGGCAGGAUUUAUAGUGGAAGAACACCAUUUCUUCUUGGGGUAGAGGGUCCUGUCUGAGCUUUUGAGCUACCCAACAGCCCCUUGCCUCUCAGCCUUUAGUGACGGGAAUUCAGGCUCCCGCAGUUGAGGCAGUCCUUUGGUGCUUGCCAUCCCGCCAUGCUCCCUGCUCUGGCAGUGCUUUUCAUGGUAGUGGUGGACUUUAUUGAAGCUGCUCACAGUAGCUGAAGACUGUAAAGAUGACUGACGGGUCCUCAAUUUUCCAGUUGAUCAGUCAAGAUACCUUCCCCACCCUUUGAAACCAGCUUUCCCUUAGGCAGGUCCUGGAUGGCAGAGCUUGCUUUCAAAGUCUUUGGGUGGUCUGUGGUUUCCCUCUGCUUGCUCAACUCUUCCUGCAACCUAGUGGGCCAUACUGUGUGUCCAGUAGAAAAGGCUACUGAACUGAACGGAAACAGUCCUAGUGGAUACAAACUUCUGCUUCCCUUUCAGAGGUGGAAGGGUGGCAAUGAGAGGCCGAAUACCUGGUAGACACUUGGCUGUGCUGAUGUUUCCAAAUCCAGGGCAUUGCGAACUUAGAGAAUCCACGAAUCUAGCACAGAAUGCCCAUUCUUGCCUCCAUACCUCCUUCCUCUCCAUUUCAGUCUUAAAAACUGCCCAGCCCUGGCCUGGGGGUUAUGACUGGAGGGCAAGAGAGUGGGGACACCAGCAGGAGGUAGGGGCCAGCGUGACACCAAUGCCUUGGCCCCACUUGGUGGCUCCUAGGCCAGCUCCAGGAAGCCUUAAAGAAGGCAACUUGAAGAACCCCAAGGACUCUGAUUCCCAGUUGUCCGUUUUAAGAAUUUGUGUUUUCUGAUAGGCCCUCCCCUGUUCACUGCUGCAGUCUUAGCCACAUGGGAUGGAAUUUCAGAGGCUGCCAGUACUUUCCUUGGUCCUCCUACUUGGUUCCCUUGAUGUGCUGUUCCCUUACCUCCCCCCCCCCCUUCGCUGUCAGCAAUGGUCAGUGGAAGGUUCCAUGCAAUCCUAAGACAGUCCUGUGUGAUUCCAUGACCAGUUUGUUUUCUUACUGUCUUUCCAAGCCAGCAGGUGUUUGGAACUAGGGAAAAAAUUUUCACCAGCGGUUGCUGUUACAGCUAAAUAAAGACAUUGAAUAUUGA
Myodes glareolus (Bank vole) is the source of this 5823-nucleotide messenger RNA. RefSeq names its product eukaryotic translation initiation factor 4E binding protein 2 (gene Eif4ebp2). Gene Ontology annotation, biological process: negative regulation of translational initiation. Gene Ontology annotation, cellular component: cytoplasm. Gene Ontology annotation, molecular function: eukaryotic initiation factor 4E binding. Lineage: Eukaryota; Metazoa; Chordata; Mammalia; Rodentia; Cricetidae. The record is from RefSeq and is a predicted model, not a curated record.